This is a messenger RNA of Mytilinidion resinicola, 2108 nucleotides long. Its product is annotated as HET-domain-containing protein. The transcript has a single exon. The record is from RefSeq and is a predicted model, not a curated record. NCBI's taxonomy places the organism in Eukaryota, Fungi, Ascomycota, Dothideomycetes, Mytilinidiales, Mytilinidiaceae. The coding region runs from base 302 to 2008 and encodes 568 amino acids.
AGACAUUCGAAAGCUAUCAAAGCAUAAAAUAUUCGGAAUUCGACAUUUUGCGACUCGUCUAAACAAUGACGGAGCGACCCUCUUUUUCCCGACAGAGGCGGCCAGCGCGCAUAGCUGAUCAUGAAACGGACUCAUUGUACACGGUUGAUUCAUCAUCGACGAUGCCUUGUUUUGGAAGCAGGGGCCGCUGCCAAAUACUACUGACAUCCACAAUAUCAUCAUAUAUUCUAAGGAUGGUAUAGCGACGAUCGACCAAACCUCUUCAGACCUUAGAAGAAACAGGCGAAUUCGAGUCGUUCCCAUGGCUCAGAUCGACAUGUCUCUCGUUCGCACCUGGGUUCAGCAAUGUGAUCAAAGUCGAGAACACCGCUGUUCUCGGACUUCCCUUACAUCUAGGUGGCCCACAGACUUCAAAGUUACGCUUAUCGACGUUCAUCGCCAUUGCAUCACUCAAGUAGAUCCCACUCGGCACCGCUUUAGAUAUCUUGCUCUAAGCUACGUAUGGGGCAAGAUAUCACAGCUAGAGCUCACUAAAAACAACAUUGCAACUCUCGCGGAUGAUGAAUCACUUACUCGCCUCUCCGAUUCUCUACCCCAGGUGAUCAAAGACGCCAUGACCGUAGUGUAUAAGCUCGGCGAACGAUACUUAUGGGUAGAUUCCCUAUGUAUUGUACAGGACGAUUCAGAGGUCAAGCAUGACCUGAUUUCCCGCAUGGCAAACAUUUAUGACAACGCAUACUUAACGAUUUGCGCUGUUGAUGGCGUCCAUGCUAACGUAGGGCUCCCGGGUGUUCGACCCUUCACGCGAGUUUUCGAUAGUAUUGGCGAAACGACUAGACUGCGCAUCGCUCGCCGACCUUCUAGGCUCUCUAAAGUUGUCUUCAGCUCGUACUAUAACGAUCGUGGAUGGACAUUCCAAGAGAGGCUUUUGUCCCGAAGGUGUCUCUACUUCACUAAAGAGCAAGUGUACUUUCAAUGCAAGUCGAACAUCUAUUGUGAAGACCGCUAUGAGCGUCGGCUUCCAACUGAUGGAUGGCGGGGAGGGCAUGUCCAUGAAGACAUUAGGUUGUUAAGUCCCUUGCGAAGUCCCUUGCGAGGUGACUUUCCCGCAUAUUCCCGAAUUGUUUCUGAGUACACCGCCAAAUCGCUUUCUUUUACGUCCGAUAAACUCAACGCGAUCACUGGUGUUUUGUAUUCCUUGAGAUUAUCUAACGGAUGGCAAUUUCUCUACGGAAUCCCGGUCACCCUCCUUGGUCUGUCGCUUAUAUGGGUUCCUACGGGCCAAGCGCGACGGCAUAUCGAAAGAGAACCUCUGAACAUGUUCCCCAGCUGGUCGUGGAUAGGAUGGGAAGGGGUCGUCGACUACAACAUCAUGCUUACUGGUGAGGAAUGGACCGAGCGGCCUAAAAUGAACACAUGUAUCGUCUUGAGCGCCGUCGAGGUCCUUGGCGCUGAAGUAACGUAUAAAGAAUCGAUCGCUCUUGCUCCGGAUUUGGCUCUUCCUGGACCAAACUCCCCACUCUGCCAUUACCCAAGCGGGAGAACGAAUGUGCUGCACCUUUGGGGACCCGUUGCAGCAGCGACCGAAUUCACUUUUGAUAUGUUCUUUCCAAAUCCUACACGUCUUGGAAAACUUCCAUGCAACAUAGCGCAUCCUAUUGUCAGAGUGCGAGAUCAUCAUGGUCGAUGUUGCGGGGCCAUCUAUGGGGUAGAUAGUGAGGAUAUAUCAACGUUUCGAUCCCGGGAGUGCGGACUGGUUCUAAUCUCGGAGACUAGUCAUGUUCAACAUCUCCAAUUCAGCGAGAGUGGGCUCUCUAUCCCGGCAUAUGAUGCUCAGCACUUUCAUACUCGGUACUCCCAUAAUGAUGGAUGCAGCGUGUAUAACGUAAUGCUCGUGGCAUUCGAAGAGGAACUUUCCCACUUCUGCGAGCGCCUAGCAGUUGGUCAGAUACACGCUGAUGCCUGGAGCAAUCGUGAUGCAAAUUAUAUGUACAUACAUCUAGUUUGAGCCUUCAUCUCGUGACCAGGAUCGACGUAUUUGGAACGUUUCAUUCAUGUUAUCUUCUUCUUGCCUUUAGUCAGCCUUAUAAUUACAGUUUAUUUCAACA